Messenger RNA from Anguilla anguilla (European eel), 2369 nucleotides. It is a transcript of the gene mgarp, whose product is annotated as mitochondria-localized glutamic acid-rich protein. Gene Ontology annotation, cellular component: mitochondrion. Gene Ontology annotation, biological process: anterograde axonal transport. The transcript is spliced from 5 exons. Lineage: Eukaryota; Metazoa; Chordata; Actinopteri; Anguilliformes; Anguillidae. The coding region runs from base 141 to 902 and encodes 253 amino acids. The record is from RefSeq and is a predicted model, not a curated record.
UGUGUGACGUUUUAAGAGGGGGAGUUGGCGAGCUUGCAGCUAGUCAGCCAGCCAAAGCUGGAUUUCGUUGCAAACGACAACCAUUCAUUGAGCCUCUACCGAAGCGCACGGUGUAGUUUUGUCCACUGGACUGAUCAGCGAUGUUUCUCUGCAGAACGGCCUGGCAAAGACUUGGGCCUUUGGCAAGGAAGACAGUCACACCAUUAUCCAAAAAUGUGGUUCCAGUGCGGUCCAUGUCCUUCGGCAUACCCGGGGGCUCCGGGCAGAACAUCGUGUACUACAUCAUCGGCGGAGGCUCCCUCACCGCCGCCGCAGUAUAUGCCUACAGGACCAUAAGCGGCAAGGAGAAGGUGGCAGAAGUCAGCAGUCCAGCAGAACCCAGUGCAGCAGAGGGGUCGACGGUCGUUGAGGCGGUGGUUGUUGAAGAAGCGGCGGCAGCUCCGGCCGAGGCUGCUCCCGUGGAGACCGUUGCCGCGGAAGCAGCGCCUGCAGAGGCCGCUCCAGCGGAGGCCGCGGUUGCCGAGGCCGCUCCCGCGGAAACGGUCGUCGCCGAGGCGGCUCCCGCUGAGGCCGCCGCCCCCGUCGAGGCGGCGCCUGCGGAGGCCGCUCCAGCGGCCGUGGAGGAGGCGGCUCCUGCCGUCGCUGAGGCAGCACCUCCUGCUGCAGAGGAGGCGGCGCCAGCUGUUGCCGAGGCGACCCCCGCUGUGGCGGAGGAGGUGGCUCCAGCAGAGGCGGCGGUUGCCGAGGCGACCCCCGCGGUCGAGGCUGUGGCGGUAGCAGAGGCUCCCGCGGCGGACGCGGCGCCGGCCCCCGCUGAAGAGGCGGCCCCCGCCCCGGCAGAGACCACCGGUACAGCCCCUGAGCCGGCGCCAGAGGCCGCGACAGAGGCCCCCGCCGCCUAGGGCCCAGGGUCAGAGUUCAGAGUUCACAGCGAUACAGAAGAGGCACACACCCCACCCCGCCACCCCCUCCCCCAGCCCAUGUAACAUUUUACAAUAAGUUGCAGAGGUUAACCAGUACUAUGCACCCUUAGUUUAGGGCUCCACUCAUUCCUGUUCUGAACAGACCUCCUGAAAGCCCCUUUACUCUACAUUUAUACGGUUGUUUAAGUAGGAGAUCCAAAACUGUUGAAAGUGGGUUUAGUGCAAUGCGGUGUAGGCAGUUGUGUUAUUUUUCCUCCCAAACUGGUUGUUUCAAGUACAGUUUGAAGUAUUACUCCGUGGCCUGGGAAUUUUAAAUUGUUUCAAAAUUUUUGAAAAUUUUGAUAGGCGGCCUUGUAUAGAGGGACACGUUAAAAUUUGGGGGUAAGAUUUCCAUGAUUGCUGAAAUUACAACCUUGACCUCACUCUUCUGAGGAGAGAACGGGUUUGCACACCAUCCGGGCAUGUUGAGCGUGCUUCAACCUCUUUUCUGAUAAAUGCAAAAACAAAUAAAUAAAUCCACAAAGAUAAAAAUUGUCCUCAGGCUUUCUUGCAGGUUAUGGUAAUGAACACUACACUUACAGAACAUUGGAGACUGUUCCUUAAUACUCUGCAGAAUCUUAUUGUGAAAUGUGACCAAAACCUGUCAGUUACUCCAGAUUCCUCCUCCUCCUCCUCCUACAAACUGUUGCUCAACCCUCAGCAGCUGUUUACAGACCUGAGCCAAUCUACCUUCAUGAGAACCCAAUAGAGAACACUCAAACCUUACCAGCCUUACCACCUCAGAAGCCAAACGCUGCACCUGCAGUCAUGAGGUUCUUCUGACUGUUCAGUAUUUCUGUCUACAACCAGCCACUGAUACUCUACCAGCCGCUUCUCCACUCUCCUCCACCGCCCGCUCCGGUUAGGCCUUAAAAUUGUGCUUCUCUGCCGUACUCCAUGCCCACUGCAUCCAUCCAUGUUGGUAGAGCCGUGUGAUUUGUCAUUUUCGUUAAAUCUUUAGAUAACCCGCUGAGGCUGAGUUUUUUUUCUUCCAUGCGCUAAGAACUGUUACGGUGUAGUUUUUACUUGUAACUGUGAAACUCAUGCAAAGGGGACAUUGCAUUUAAAAACCCACGCAGUAUCACUUUAAUGUAUUUUGUAUCAUAGUUGACGUUGCUACCUUGGCCAGCUAUAACGUUUAAUUGUGGAAUAAGGGAGUUCAAGCCACUUAACGGCUAUGAUGACACUGUUUGCUGUCUUUAAUCUUUCAUAAUUGUGGGUCUCUUUUGGGUAUAUGGAUGCAUUCCCUCUUUGCCUGUUUGCAUUUUAAUGAUUAGGUGACAGAAGUGUUUCCUGUUUGGAAUUAUUGAAAUCUGAUUGUAUGAGAACCUGAUCAAUGAAUCAAUGUUCAAAAUGUGUGAUGAGCUUUGGUUCAAGAAAUGGAAAUUAAAAAGCACCUUCUCAGCA